Messenger RNA from Labeo rohita (rohu), 1146 nucleotides. RefSeq names its product RNA polymerase II subunit G (gene polr2g). Gene Ontology annotation, cellular component: P-body; RNA polymerase II, core complex. Bases 124 to 642 code for a protein of 172 amino acids. The record is from RefSeq and is a predicted model, not a curated record. The transcript is spliced from 8 exons. Gene Ontology annotation, molecular function: single-stranded DNA binding; single-stranded RNA binding; translation initiation factor binding. Lineage: Eukaryota; Metazoa; Chordata; Actinopteri; Cypriniformes; Cyprinidae. Gene Ontology annotation, biological process: transcription initiation at RNA polymerase II promoter; DNA-templated transcription; positive regulation of nuclear-transcribed mRNA poly(A) tail shortening.
CCGGAAACGCUCGUGUAGCUGGAUUCGUGUUUUUGAGUGUCGGCGCCUGAACACGCACAAACCAACACUCCCAGCUUUUUAAAUUUAAAACCAAGACUUUUGGAAGAUAAAAAAUCUUUGGAGAUGUUUUAUCACAUCUCUUUGGAGCAUGAGAUUCUCUUGCAUCCACGAUACUUUGGACCAAACCUUUUGAACACAGUCAAACAGAAGCUGUUCACUGAGGUGGAGGGAACAUGCACGGGAAAGUAUGGCUUUGUUAUUGCUGUAACAACAAUUGAUAAUAUUGGAGCAGGCGUUAUCCAGCCUGGCAGAGGUUUUGUGCUGUAUCCCGUCAAAUACAAAGCCAUCGUGUUCCGUCCCUUCAAAGGAGAAGUUGUGGAUGCUGUCGUCACCCAGGUUAACAAAGUUGGACUCUUUACAGAAAUUGGCCCCAUGUCUUGUUUCAUUUCUCGUCAUUCUAUUCCAUCUGAGAUGGAGUUCGAUCCAAACUCAAAUCCUCCAUGUUAUAAGACAGUCGAUGAGGACAUUGUGAUCCAACAAGACGAUGAAAUUCGACUGAAGAUUGUGGGAACUCGAGUGGAUAAGAAUGAUAUUUUUGCCAUUGGAUCUCUUAUGGAUGACUACCUGGGUCUUGUGAGCUGAUUCCUCUGCCAAGAAUAUGGAAAAUAUGAAACUUGAUGCUGUGGUGAUGCUAUAUCGUUUAUGUAUAUACUGUAAUUAUUUCCCCAUUCAUUUGAAGUUAUGUCUUUUUUUCCCUUUUUAUUGUUUUAUCCUCAUGGUAGUAUAAUGACAGAUUUCCCAUGGCAACAGUUCAGUUGUGAAACAGCAGCAAAUCACAUGGGAACAAAAUGUAGCUCAGCAGUGGCUCUAUGUGAUGGAAAGAUUUAUUGUAAGGAGAGAGAAGGGUAAAUAUCAUCAGUAGGCCUAUUCAGAUGUUGAAAAAUCCUGUGAGUAAAACCAUGUUAUGUUAAACCAUGUUAUAUGUUAAACCAUGUUAUGAAAGGUUAAAGUCAGCAUUCAUUACAUUGCUUUUAGAGUUCAUCUCAUUAUUAUAUAAGGUCAUUUUAAAAGUUUUUUUGUAAAUGCCAGUCAGCCUGUACUUGAAUAUAUUUCUUUUUUGUAAUACAGCACUCACAAAAUUUUGAA